Setaria italica (foxtail millet) is the source of this 2182-nucleotide messenger RNA. RefSeq names its product CBS domain-containing protein CBSCBSPB1. Gene Ontology annotation, molecular function: protein binding. The coding region runs from base 239 to 1903 and encodes 554 amino acids. The transcript is spliced from 14 exons. Lineage: Eukaryota; Viridiplantae; Streptophyta; Magnoliopsida; Poales; Poaceae. The record is from RefSeq and is a predicted model, not a curated record.
GAGAAUUUCCAUUGGCCGAAAAAAAUUCAGCAGCAGGCCGCGACCUCCGCUCCCGUCUCCGGCUCCGCCUCCCCCCCUCCCUCCCCUUCCGCCCCCCAUCUUGUGGGAGCUCCCGAUUCGGGGGAGGAGGCACCGCACGCCGCCGCCGCCCCCCGCCUGCGCCGCCCGCGGAUCAGCGCCGUCGCCGAUCGGAGGGCCCCCUCGCUUCCCCCCCGGUGGGCGGCGCGCGGGGUGGGAGAUGGACGGCGGCGCGGGGGCGGCCGGGCACGGCCGGAGGAGCGUCUCCUCCUCCUCCGCUUCCAGGAGGAGGCUCCCGCCCGCCGAGAACGGCCACGGCCAUGACGGCGCCGCCGCCGCCUCCAGGAGGUCCUCCGCCUCCAUCUCCCGGGGCAACUCCACGUCACUGACCGGCGAGAGAACUGUGAAAAGGCUGAGAUUGUCCAAGGCUCUGACAAUACCGGAUCACACAACCGUGCAUGAGGCUUGUCGGAGGAUGGCCUCACGAAGAGUCGACGCUGUGUUGCUGACUGACUCCAACGCUUUGCUCUGCGGGAUCCUCACUGACAAGGAUAUAACCACAAGGGUGAUUGCUCGUGAAUUGAAGAUGGAAGAGACACCGGUCUCGAAGGUCAUGACCAGGAACCCUGUAUUUGUGCUUGCAGACACGCUUGCAGUUGAGGCAUUGCAGAAGAUGGUGCAAGGUAAGUUCAGACAUCUGCCUGUUGUGGAGAAUGGUGAAGUCAUUGCACUGCUGGAUAUUGCCAAGUGCCUGUAUGAUGCUAUUGCACGGAUGGAAAGGGCAGCGGAGAAAGGAAGAGCAAUUGCUGCUGCUGUUGAGGGCGUAGAAAAGCAUUGGGGAACAGCUGCAUCUGGUCCUAACAAUUUUAUUGAAACUCUACGAGAGCGGAUGUUUAGGCCAGCACUGUCGACCAUUAUCUCUGAGAAUUCAAAAGUGGUCACUGUUGCACCAACAGACAUGGUGUUGACAGCAUCAAAGAAGAUGCUGGAAUUAAAAGUGAGUUCAGCAGUUGUAGCCAUUGAAAACAAACCUGGGGGAAUUCUGACGUCCAGAGAUAUAUUGAUGCGUGUUAUCGCCCAGAAUCUUCCUCCUGAGUCCACUACAGUCGAGAAGGUCAUGACUCAGAGUCCUGAAUGUGCUACAGUUGACACCCCAAUCCUUGAUGCUCUUCACACAAUGCAUGAGGGGAAAUUCUUACAUUUGCCUGUUCUAGACAGGGAUGGGAAUGUUGUGACUGUUGUUGAUGUUCUUCACAUAACUCAUGCUGCAAUUGCAACGGUCGGAAACACCGGGGCAGCUGGGGCAGCUGGAUCCGAGGCAGCAUCUGCCAUGAUGCAGAGGUUCUGGGAUUCAGCAAUGUCCAUUGGACCUCUAGAUGAUGACGAUGACUCCAGAAGUGAAGGAUCAACAAAAGUGGCAUCUGAGGCAACAGAUAUAGCAAGAUCUGCCUUUUAUCCAGCUUCUGGUUUAUCAAACAUGUUCGGGUUCAAGAUUCAGGACAAGCAAGGAAGGAUGCACAGAUUUAACUGCGACACGAGCAGCUUGACGGACCUGAUAACUAGCAUUCUUCAGAGGCUCGGCGAUGACAUUGAUAGAAAAAAUCUACCACAAAUUUUGUAUGAAGAUGAGGAUCAUGAUAAGGUCAUACUUUCAUCAGACAGUGACCUUAUAGCUGCUGUUGACCACGCAAGACAGAUCGGUUGGAAGAGUUUGAGGUUGCACUUGGAUUAUGUUGGUGUUGGCCGCCGGAAGAGAGGCGGCGGUUCUUCAGAUUUCGAGUACGCUGGAAAGGAUGCAUGGGCAUCCGCGUACAGUGCUGUUGCCGCCGGUGCGGCUCUAGUUGCAGGCCUUGGGGUGAUGGCUUACCUGAAGCGAUCAGGUUAGGCUUCAAAGUCAAGCACGACAGGGGAGCACGCAUUUGAUCGUCUUGGUGAUACAAAUAUCAUUGAAAUGACCAGAAUGGCUGUGUAAUUAAUUCUUGUGAGGGAAAAGAAAGAAGAAAGAAAAAACUGUAAUAAUACUUCCCGGCAGUGGAUGACCGCCUGCAUACGUGUACACGGUGUUGGUCAAAGUUUUGGAGUCUCAAAGUCUUACCAUGGCUGUCAGUGUAUCAUAAAAUCACAUGAUGACUAUACAAGCGAGAGAAGCAUGAUUGUGCCUUCA